CGUUCAAUGUCGUGUGUGUUAAGUGUGUAACAUGAUUGUUACGAAACUUUUCGAAAAUCAGUGUCGUUACUGAUUUGAAUAUCAACAAAUACGUGCAUCAACUUGUUCGGACAAUCAAAAUUGAGUUCAUUGUCGAAAGAUUGAUGUACGUGGUGCGUUGAAGGACAUCGUCGUCGAACUCAGAAACGCAUUCAAGGAGCACAUCACACACGACAAAUGUCGAAUCGCAAUGAACUGCGCAACGACAUAGGUGUGGCGCGCAAAAGAGAGAGCAUACAUUCACGUAUUCGUAGUACAUACGUACUCUCUCGGAAUGAAGGCAGCGAAGAAUUGGAUUAACUUUCCCCAGUUACGUUUACGUUUGAAAAAUCGAUCGUUCGUUCGUUUUCAUGUAGUGUUAAAUGUAAUCUGACACUGCUAGAUUAAUUGUGUGUACACUGUAACAACCGAGUUACUGCUUUCUUAAGAUCGAGAUAAAUUUUGUGCCAGUCUCUCGAAGUAAAUAUCUCUUUGGUGUUGAAUACACCGUGUGGGUGCGUGUGCGUGAGCGUACUCGUGCCCGUGCCUGCGCCUAUGCGUCUCCGUUCGCCGAGUUGUGGUGAUCUUCGCAGAGGUGGCGGCGGCGGAGGAGACAGUGAAGGUGGUGGUGGCGGCAGCAGCAGCAGCGGUGGCGGCGGUGAAGGAGACAGUGGAGGUGGUGGAGGUGGCGGUGGUGGCGGCGGCGGUGGCCGCGACAACGUUUGGAAGGAGAGAUUUCGUACAUCGUGACUGAGUGAGUGAGUUGGUGCGUGUGCGUGCUACCGCGCGUAUACGCUCUCUCAUUCUCGGGAUCGUGCGCGCGUGUGUUGUGUAUGUGUGUAUGUACAUCCUCGUGCGCGCGCGCAUUAACAGAAUUCACGAUCAGCACGCAGGGACUCUCAACAAAUGUUUAAAUGGACGCAUCGUCCAUUAUCACCCAAGUGUCGCGGGAUGACGAGCUAGGCCAGUUUAAUAAUGGGAAAGCCCAGUUACCACAAGAGAAUGAAGUGGCCAGCAAUGGUCCAGCCAGUGGCAAAAAGCCAAGAGGGCGUGGACUUCUACGAUCUCUACUUUGUUGCCUCGGUAGAGGACGUGGAAAUAGUUCAAAAAGUUCAAAAACAAGUUCUUUACAAGGCGAUGGACAUGGUUCUCCAUCACUAACAACUGGAUCCCCAGGGUUCCUUCUCCCACCUGUCAGACAUCAGGAUAUGCACAAGAAGUGCAUGGUGAUUGAUUUGGAUGAGACACUAGUGCAUAGUUCUUUCAAACCAAUCAACAAUGCUGAUUUUGUUGUUCCUGUAGAGAUUGAUGGAACAGUGCAUCAAGUGUAUGUUUUAAAGAGGCCUUAUGUGGAUGAAUUCUUACAGAGGAUGGGUGAACUAUACGAAUGUGUAUUGUUCACAGCAAGUUUGGCUAAGUAUGCUGAUCCAGUAGCAGAUCUGCUUGACAGAUGGGGAGUGUUCAGAGCAAGACUGUUUAGAGAAUCUUGUGUUUAUCACAGAGGAAAUUAUGUUAAAGAUUUAAAUAAACUAGGACGGGAUUUGCAACAAAUUAUUAUUGUUGAUAACAGUCCUGCCAGUUAUAUUUUCCAUCCAGAUAAUGCAGUACCAGUGGCAUCAUGGUUUGAUGAUAUGACAGAUUCAGAACUAUUAGACUUAAUUCCAUUUUUUGAGAAACUCAGUAAUGUGGAGAAUAUUUAUACAGUCUUGUGCAAUAGUAAUCACCCUUAUAAUCAAGUACCUCCAGCUGUACAGAACAGUCCAAGCCCAGGGUCAGGUUCACUUGGUGCUUCCUAGCCCUACCUAAAUUCUGGCCAAAGAGCCAGUAUUGUCAUCGCUCAAUGCACUCUGAGGAGAAUUUUGACUGGAAUAUUCCACAUUGCUCGUUUGUUAUAUGGCAGUGGACAACCAGGUAUGACCCACUCAAUGCUGGGUUUAUAAUAUAAACAUACCUGCUGAAGAAUUAUCCAAAAAGGAGGUGAAAAUCCUGUGUCCUCCU
This is a messenger RNA of Habropoda laboriosa, 2016 nucleotides long. RefSeq names its product carboxy-terminal domain RNA polymerase II polypeptide A small phosphatase 1 (gene hzg). Lineage: Eukaryota; Metazoa; Arthropoda; Insecta; Hymenoptera; Apidae. The transcript is spliced from 4 exons. The record is from RefSeq and is a predicted model, not a curated record. The coding region runs from base 933 to 1814 and encodes 293 amino acids. Gene Ontology annotation, molecular function: RNA polymerase II CTD heptapeptide repeat phosphatase activity.